Messenger RNA from Cynocephalus volans (Philippine flying lemur), 2555 nucleotides. It is a transcript of the gene NRG1, whose product is annotated as neuregulin 1. The transcript has 13 exons. NCBI's taxonomy places the organism in Eukaryota, Metazoa, Chordata, Mammalia, Dermoptera, Cynocephalidae. Gene Ontology annotation, biological process: cell differentiation; intracellular signal transduction; activation of transmembrane receptor protein tyrosine kinase activity. The coding region runs from base 1 to 2535 and encodes 844 amino acids. The record is from RefSeq and is a predicted model, not a curated record. Gene Ontology annotation, molecular function: chemorepellent activity; protein tyrosine kinase activator activity.
AUGAGAUGGCGACGCGCCCCGCGCCGCUCCGCCGGCAGCGCCGGCCCCCGGGCCCCGCGCCCCGGUCCCGCCGCCCGCUCGCCGCCGCCGCCGCCGCUGCUGCUGCUGCUGCUGGGGACCGCGGCCCUGGCUCCGGGGGCGGCGGCCGGCGACGAGGCGGCUCCCGCGGGGCCCUCGGUGUGCUACUCGUCCCCGCCCAGCGUGGGCUCGGUGCAGGAGCUGGCUCAGCGCGCCGCGGUGGUGAUCGAGGGAAAGGUGCACCCGCCGCGGCGGCAGCAGGGGGCACUCGACAGGAAGGCGGCGGCGGCGGCGGCGGCGGCGGGCGAGGCAGGGGCGCCGGGGCCGCCCACCGCCCACGGGACCGUGCCCUCCUGGCCCACCGCCCCGGCCCCCGGCGCCGGCGACUCCGCCGAGGAGGCGCCUUAUCUGGUGAAGGUGCACCAGGUGUGGGCGGUGAAAGCCGGGGGCUUGAAGAAGGACUCGCUGCUCACCGUGCGCCUGGGGACCUGGGGCCACCCCGCCUUCCCGUCCUGCGGGAGGCUCAAGGAGGACAGCAGGUACAUCUUCUUCAUGGAGCCCGAUGCCAACAGCAGCAGCGGCAGCCGCUCGCCGGCCGCCUUCCGAGCAUCCUUCCCCCCUCUCGAGACGGGCCGGAAUCUCAAGAAGGAGGUGGGCCGGGUGCUGUGCAGGCGCUGCGCCCUGCCUCCCCGAUUGAAAGAGAUGAAAAGCCAGGAGUCAGCGGCAGGUUCCAAACUAGUCCUUCGGUGUGAAACCAGUUCUGAAUACUCCUCUCUCAGAUUCAAAUGGUUCAAGAAUGGGAAUGAAUUAAACCGAAAAAACAAACCACAAAACAUCAAGAUACAGAAAAAGCCAGGGAAAUCAGAACUUCGCAUUAACAAAGCAUCACUGGCUGAUUCUGGAGAAUAUAUGUGCAAAGUGAUCAGCAAAUUAGGAAAUGACAGUGCCUCUGCCAAUAUCACCAUUGUGGAUUCAAAUGAGACCAUCACAGGCAUGCCAGCCUCAACUGAAAGAGCAUAUGUGUCUUCAGAGUCUCCCAUUAGAAUAUCAGUAUCAACAGAAGGAGCAAAUACUUCUUCCUCUACAUCCACAUCUACCACGGGGACAAGCCAUCUCGUGAAGUGUGCCGAGAAGGAGAAAACUUUCUGUGUAAAUGGAGGAGAGUGCUUCAUGGUGAAAGACCUUUCAAACCCCUCCAGAUACUUGUGCAAGUGCCCAAAUGAGUUUACUGGUGAUCGCUGCCAAAACUACGUAAUGGCCAGCUUCUACAAGCAUCUUGGGAUUGAAUUUAUGGAAGCGGAGGAGCUCUACCAGAAGAGAGUGCUGACCAUAACGGGCAUCUGCAUCGCUCUGCUAGUGGUCGGCAUCAUGUGUGUGGUGGCCUACUGCAAAACCAAGAAACAGCGGAAAAAGCUCCAUGACCGGCUUCGGCAGAGUCUUCGUUCUGAACGCAACAACAUGGUGAACAUAGCCAACGGACCCCACCACCCUAACCCGCCCCCCGAGAACGUGCAGCUGGUGAACCAAUAUGUAUCUAAAAAUGUCAUCUCUAGUGAGCACAUUGUUGAGAGAGAAGCAGAGACAUCUUUUUCCACCAGUCACUAUACCUCGACAGCACAUCACUCCACUACUGUCACCCAGACUCCUAGUCACAGCUGGAGCAACGGGCACACUGAAAGCAUCAUUUCGGAAAGUCACUCUGUAAUCAUGAUGUCAUCAGUAGAAAACAGUAGGCACAGCAGCCCAACUGGGGGCCCAAGAGGACGUCUUAAUGGCAUAGGAGGCCCUCGUGAAUGUAACAGCUUCCUCAGGCAUGCCAGAGAAACCCCUGACUCCUACCGAGACUCUCCUCACAGUGAAAGGUUUGUGUCAGCCAUGACCACCCCGGCUCGUAUGUCACCUGUAGAUUUCCACACGCCAAGCUCCCCCAAAUCGCCCCCUUCGGAAAUGUCUCCACCCGUGUCCAGCAUGACGGUGUCCAUGCCCUCCGUGGCAGUCAGCCCCUUCGUGGAAGAAGAGAGACCUCUGCUUCUCGUGACACCACCAAGGCUGCAGGAGAAGAAGUAUGGCCACCACCCUCAACAGGUCACCUCCUUCCACCACAACCCCGCGCAUGAGAGUAACAGCCUUCCCCCUAGCCCCUUGAGGAUAGUGGAGGAUGAGGAGUAUGAAACGACCCAGGAGUAUGAGCCCGCUCAGGAGCCUGUUAAGAAACUCGCCAGUAGCCGGCGGGCCAAAAGAACCAAGCCCGAUGGCCACAUUGCCAACAGGUUGGAAAUGGACAGCAACACAAGCUCCCAGAGCAGUAACUCAGAGAGUGAAACGGAAGACGAAAGAGUAGGUGAAGACACACCUUUCCUGGGCAUACAGAACCCCCUGGCAGCCGGUCUUGAGGCAGCACCUGCCUUCCGCCUGGCUGACAGCAGGACUAACCCAGCAGGCCGCUUCUCGACACAGGAAGAAUUGCAGGCCAGGCUGUCUAGUGUAAUUGCUAACCAAGACCCUAUUGCUGUAUAAACCCUAAAUAAACACAUAGA